AGCCCCAAAGCUCCCUUUCUGGGCGCCUCGGCCGCGACCGUUGAGUUCCGAGCGGCGGCGGCGGCUCGUGGCUCGUGGCGCCGGCGUGAUGGCUGAGCCCCCCGGGUUUCUCACUGCUCAGGAUGUGGGGUCAUUUGCAUAUCUUACGAUCAAGGACAGAACACCACAGAUCUUAACCAAGGCCAUUGAUACAUUGCAUCGCCAUAAAAGUGAAUUUUUUGAAAAACAUGGAGAGGAAGGCGUUGAAGCUGAAAAGAAAGCCAUCUCUCUUCUUUCUAAGUUGCGGAACGAGAUGCAGACAGAUAAGCCCAUCAUUCCCCUGGUUGAUAAAGGCGACGACGCUGACAUCUGGAAUCAGUACCUGGAGUAUCAACGCAGUCUGCUGACUGACAGCGGCGAGGCGCCGCGCUGGUUCUUCUCACCCUGGCUGUUUGUGGAGUGCUACAUGUACCGGAGGAUCCAUGAAGCCCUCAUCCAGAGCCCACCAAUCCAUGACUUUGAUGUAUUUCAAGAAAGCAAAAACGCGAACUUCUUCGAGUCCCAGGAGUCCAUCGAUGCUCUGUGUGAGUACUUGCAGCAGUUGAAGUCAGCCAAGGACCUUGGUGAGAACCAUCUGAAGGACGAGUUCCUUAAACUUCUGCAGGAGACAGCCGAUCAUCCCCCAGAAGUCCGAGCUACCCAGGAACAGCUGAACCACUACCGGAAUGUGGCAGAAAAUGUCCAAAGUGAACUUGCAGCAACUUUGGUCAAAUUUGAAUGCGCUCAGUCUGAGCUUCGAGAACUCCGCUCUAAGGUGCUUUCUAAAGAAGUCUGCUGUCAGGAGCUGAAGGCCGAGAUGGAGAGCUAUAAAGAAAAUAGUGCCAGAAAGUCGUCUCUCCUCACCUCUCUGAGGGGCAGAGUACAAGAGCUGCAAGAAGAAUCAGCAACAUUUUCUGCUUUUAAGAUCAGAGCAGAGAGCUCUGUGCACGCCAUGAGGAAGGAGAACCAGGAACUCAUGAAGAAAGUUCUAGAACUGGAGGAGAAAUUACAAAACUGUUCAAAGGAAAAUGAGGAGUCUAAGAAACAAGGCUUGGAGAAUCUCCGGAAACACGAGAAAAUUUGGACUCAGCUUUGUGAUUCCUUGAGUCUAGACGUGAAGCCUGAGGAAACAUCGGAUAAAGAUUUGAUUUUAAAGCUUAGAGAGCUGUGCGAGGAAAACACGUCUUUGAAAGCACAAGUCAUUACUCUUGAAGAGACAAUAAAUGUCCAUGAGAUGGAGGCAAAAGCUAACAGAGAAACCAUCGUGAGGCUGGCGGCCGAAGUCAGCAGAGAGCAGGAAAGAGCUGCCUCCUUGGCCAAGGAGAGAGACCAGCUGAAUCAGGACGUGCUCAGCGCUGUGGAGGAGAGAACAACACUAGAAAGAAAAGCUAAGCUCUUCCAAGAACGGCUGCUUGCCGUGCAGCGGGCCUGGGAUGCUUCAAAGCAGGAGCUCAACCAGCUGAGGAAGAGCUGCCAGCAGCUGGACCUGAGCGUGAGGGCCAGCAGGGAUGCCGCCGCAGCCUCGCAGAGCCAGAGCUCCUGCUUCCGGGAGAAACUCGCAGCGCUUCUUAGCAGCAGAUUCGACAUACCCGAGCCCACAGAGGAUGCCUUAUUGGAGAGGGUUCGUGAGCUAGGCAUCCAGGAAGAGAGCCAGAAAAGGAUGGUCUCCCAGCUUGAAGUCCGGGUCUCAGAGCUUGUUGAGCAGUCGGGAAAAGAAUCCGAGUUUCACCAGAAAGCCCGACAGAGGGCUCACGAGGCGGAAGAGAAGCUGGAGACCCUUCAGCAUCAGCUGAGUCACCUGGAGGGAGAGCUGCUCUCUGGAGACAUCUCAAGAGACAACUUGAGUCUUGAGAAGCAAAAAUAUCUGAAGUUUCUGGACCAGCUUUCAGAGAAAAUGAAAUUGGGCCACAUGGUUGCUGAACUUGGCUUUGACAUGCGUCUGGAUGUACUUUUAGCUCGAAUAGAGCAGUUGGUCCGCCUCGAAUCCAGUGCUGUCAUUGAAAACAAGACCAUUGCUCGCAACUUACAGAGAAAGCUAAAGACUCAGAAAGAAAGACUGGAGAGCAAAGAAGUACAUAUGAACCUCCUUCGGCAGAAAAUUGCCCAGCUGCAGCAGGAGAAACAGGCACGCUCAGCCUUGGCAGUGGAAAAGGAUGAAGCCCAUCUCGCCGUCAGGAAGCUGGAAAAGAAAGUGGAGAGGAUGCAGAAGGAGCUGAGUGCUUGUCGGGAGCACAACACUGAGCUCAAAGCCAAACUGGCCGACACCAGUGACCUCAAGAUUAAAACUUUGGAGCAGACCAAAGCCAUUGAAGACUUAAACAAAUCCCGAGACGAGUUGGAGAAAAUGAAGGAGCAAGCGGAGAAAAAGCUUAUGUCGGUCAAGUCAGAGCUGGAUAGUACUGAGGAGGAGGCUAAGGCGUACAAGGAAAGGGCCAGGGCCAUGAUCGAGGUGGCAGUCUUCGAACUGAAUACCAUGAGGAAAUCUCUGGACGAAGCAGAGCGGAGGGAACAGCAGCUGGUGGACUUCCGGGAGGCAGUUUCCAGUUUGCUGGGCUUGAACACGACCUCUCUCGUGAUUCCUGACUGUGACAUCAUCAGAUGUCUAGAAAGACUGAUCCACCACCAUCACUUUGUUCCCUGUGCCUGCCUCACAGAUGAUAGAAGGCCCCGGAGGGGACAAGAGGGCCAACAGAGUCAACCCAACUAGACCUGUGGGGCCUUCCAGAGAUGGAAGCACAAACCAAGGACCAUAAAUGGACUGGACCUAGGCCCCCUACGCAUAUGUGACUGAUGGGCAGCUUGAUCUUCAUGUGGGUUCCCUAGUAAGUUGAGCGGGUGCUGUCUAUGACUUGGACUCUGUUGUCUGCUUUUCAAUCACUUCCUUCUAAUGGGGCUGCCUUGCCUGGCCUCAGUGGGUGAGGAUGAGCUCAGUCCUGAUGUGACUUGAUGUGCUGGGGUGGGUUGGGGGGCUUCCCUUUUUCUGAGAAGGAGGAGGGGGUAAUAGAA
This is a messenger RNA of Psammomys obesus (fat sand rat), 3024 nucleotides long. It is a transcript of the gene Dcph1, whose product is annotated as acidic residue methyltransferase 1. Gene Ontology annotation, cellular component: nucleus; Golgi apparatus; cytoplasm. The coding region runs from base 89 to 2725 and encodes 878 amino acids. Lineage: Eukaryota; Metazoa; Chordata; Mammalia; Rodentia; Muridae. The transcript is spliced from 15 exons. Gene Ontology annotation, molecular function: phosphatase activity; microtubule binding. The record is from RefSeq and is a predicted model, not a curated record. Gene Ontology annotation, biological process: DNA damage response; microtubule cytoskeleton organization.